AUGUCUACCAAUCCGACCACAGAGUCUGACCUUGACUUGGCCCCGAAAUCGUCCACAAAUGCUGAUCCGGAAGCUGUCGUGGUGGCCAACUGUUCGAAAUUUGUCGAGGUCCUAGGUUUGCGCACUAUUUUCCCAUUGUUCAUGCACAGCCCACGCGAACGAGUCGCUCCUGGCGUGUCUGGACCGGGCGGGAAGAAGAAAUCAUUGGGUGGUCCAUCUUCAGCCGAGAUGGAGGAGCAUAUAAUCAAGUGA
Messenger RNA from Echinostoma caproni, 252 nucleotides. Lineage: Eukaryota; Metazoa; Platyhelminthes; Trematoda; Plagiorchiida; Echinostomatidae. The record is from the annotation of a GenBank genome assembly.